Molecule: messenger RNA, 1740 nt
Organism: Pneumocystis jirovecii RU7
Lineage: Eukaryota; Fungi; Ascomycota; Pneumocystomycetes; Pneumocystales; Pneumocystaceae
Exons: 5
Coding region: 1-1740 (579 amino acids)
Source: RefSeq, a predicted model, not a curated record
AUGAUUAAAGUGUUUUUUUUUAUUUUUGCUAUAGAAGCUCUGGGUUUUCAUUUUACUUUUGACAAAAAGUUGACAGAGUUGAAACAUAAUAGUGUGUAUUUACGCCGAAAAUAUAGACACUUUUUGGAGAAUAGUGUUUUACAUUCUUUUAAAGAGAAAAAAUAUUCUACAUUUAUGAAUAGACUGGUUUUGGGCUUUUCACAUAGUAAAAACAAGGAUAUUAAUGGUAAUUCGAGGAAAAUGGGUUCGUUUUUGAGUAUGCAGAGCAUAAUGGGUCCGUAUGAUGCAAAUACGGCGCAUUUUCCAGUGUCUAUCUAUGCACGUCGUGAUGAAAAAAAGAAAAAGGAGUCUAUGAUACCUUUAUCAGGUCAAUGGGAUGAUAAGAAUAUUGGUCCACCAAUACACAGACUAGGUUUUUAUAAGGGAGAUGCUGGUGGAUUCUUUGAAAAAGACAAGGCAUCUAGGGAAAAUUUAUCUCAUCUAAAGCGUUUAUCUGAGUUCUUUAUAAAGAUCUUGCCUUCAUGGUUAACGAAUACUAUAAAACAUGAUGUUGGAUAUCGUGCUUCAGUAGAAAAAGUAAAAAACAAGUAUCACGAUGUGGAUGGGUAUAAAGUGUAUACAUAUAAGUAUACAAAUCGUAUUAACAUCCGUUCGUUUAUUUUGGGGCAUCGUCCAAAGACAUGUUAUAGUGUUUUUGAAGGGUCUGGGGUUAAUGACCGGAUUAAGAAAUGUUUAGAAAGGGGUUCAAAAAAGACAAGGUGUAAGACUUCUUUCGAUGCAACUUGUAUUUGUGAUUCUGCUCAGUAUUUUAAUUUAAUUAAGGAGUGUCUUAGGGGUUUUUCUCAGAAGGAUAUUUUAUCAUUGUAUGAUUAUUAUUAUUCUAUUUGCAAGAAUCCUGUCCCGCCUCAUAGCAAUUGUCUUAAUACGUAUAAAUCAACUCAGGAAAUUGUUUAUUGUCCGAAACCUUAUCUAAAUUUUGGACUUGGAUAUCAGCUUGAGGAAUGCAUAGAACUUGCAGUACAUGAUUCCUUAUGUAAAGAGUUUUAUGAUGCUUCAUGUUUAUGUGAUUCUAUUUCUUUUAAGAAAUCUAUUGUUGAGUGUAUUACUGGUUCUAUGUUAGUAGUGAACAAGAUUCAUUCUUUUCAUCAAACAAUAUGUGGAAACCCUUUACAUCUUUCUGGAUGUACCAAACUUUCUAUAAGUGAAUUAAGCCGUCCAAGAUCAUGUAUAUCUAUGUUUGUUGGGAUUGUUCCUGAUGGUGGUGUUCGAAGGUGUUUAGAAAAUUUGGCUAUAAAUUCAAGAUGUGGCAAUAAUGUUAAUGCACCAUGUAUUUGUGAUUCUUUUUCAUUUAUCUCAUCUUUUGAUACAUGUUUCCAAUUUUCCUCUCAUGUUAAUAGUGAAGAUAUAAGGUCUUCUUUAAAUUUUUAUUGUGCUAAAUCUUAUUUGUUGGGUAAAUGUUUUGAUGAAAAUAAGAAGCCAACUAAAACAAAGAUUUGUCCUGGUUUUUAUAAGAAAUUUGGAUAUAAUGAGGAUGUUCAACAGUGUAUUUUUUCAUUGGCAAAAAAGUCUAUUUGUGAUAAUCCUCUGGACAUUAUUUGUCUUUGUGAUUCUAGAAUUUUUAUUAAUGGAUUGCAAGGAUGCUUUUAUGAAGAUGCUGAGAGAAGGUCUGUUAUAGUAAGAAUUUUCUAUGAGACUCUUUGUUAUAAUCCUCAUGAAUUUUACGAAUGUGAUAGUCUUUAA